CCGUUUCUUUCUCUCUCUCUCUCCUCUCUCUUCUCUCUCUGUGUGAACUAGUUAUUCAUCCACUUUGUGUUAGGCAGGGUGGAGGCUCAGAGGGCGACAGUACCAGUCAGAGUCACUCUCUCUUUCUCUCUGUGGACAGCAGGACAGGAGAGCAGCCUCUCACAGCACUGGGGCUCUAAAGCAGAAGGGAAUACCGAGGGUUUCAGACUGUCCUGUGUGUCCUAGACUGCCUUCAAAAUGCUACUUGAAGUGGGAUCCAACAUUAUGAAGUUCUACGAGUACCUUCUACGGAGAACUGAUGGCCGGGUGAAGGACUACCCCCUGAUGCAGAGUCCUGUACAGAUGACCCUCAUCCUCUUGGGGUACCUGUUCUUUGUGCUGUAUGCUGGGCCUCGCCUGAUGGCCAACCGCAAGCCAUUCCAGCUCACGUCGGCCAUGAUAAUCUAUAACUUUUCCAUGGUGGUUCUCAACGCAUUUAUUGUGUAUGAGUUCAUGAUGUCUGGAUGGGCAACCACCUACACCUGGAGAUGUGACAUUUGUGAUUACUCAGACAGUCCUGAAGCUCUCAGAAUGGUUCGAGUGGCCUGGUUAUUUUAUUUUUCAAAAUUCAUUGAACUUAUGGACACGGUGUUCUUUGUACUGCGUAAGAAGCACAGCCAGAUCACAUUCCUGCACAUCUUCCAUCAUUCCUUUAUGCCCUGGACCUGGUGGUGGGGGGUCACCUUGGCACCUGCAGGGGGAAUGGGCUCCUUUCACGCCAUGGUAAACGCAGCGGUCCAUGUCAUCAUGUACUUUUACUAUGGUCUUUCUGCCGCCGGUCCCCGUUUCCAGAAAUUCCUCUGGUGGAAGAAGUACAUGACUGCAAUUCAACUGAUCCAAUUUGUACUGGUGUCCGUUCACGUCUCCCAGUACUACUUCAUGAAGAAGUGUGACUACCAAGUCCCUCUCUUCAUCCACCUCAUCUGGAUCUAUGGUACCUUCUUCUUCGUGCUCUUCUCCAACUUCUGGAUCCAGGCCUACGUCAGGGGCAAGCGGCUGCCCAAGCCGGUGUCGCACCAGAAUGGCGUCAAGGCCGAAUGCCCUGUGGCGGCCAACAGCAAGCACCUAGAGAACGGCACCCUGGCUCAUGGAAAUGGGUCGACCCAAAACGGCAAAGUGAAGGAAGUCUAGUGUCUUAAAGGAACCUUGACCAAUACGGAUUCAAAAAUGUUUGUUCUGAAAUUUCUUUAAAAAAAAAGGAGGGGAAAAAAAAAAAAAGCUGAUUGGAUUCAGAAAUUGGUUCCCCCUGUCUGUUCAAUGGGGGCGCUGUUGGAGCGUGACAUAUGAAGAGACCACCUCCGAAGUCCUCUGUAGCAAUUAUCGGUUUCUGUCCCUACACCUGGGGCUCACAGUGGCCUCUAGCUCCCAUUUUGACACUCCUGCCACCUUUGACCUUUGCCCCUGCUUUUCGGCGAGUAUGAUGGCUGUGGGAGGAGAUGAGUUGUACAGUUCCUACUGAAACUUGAACAUAAUUGUAAAUAAAGUUUAUCAAAGCCAGUGGGAAAGUGCUGUCGAGACAUUUUGCUACUGUAUAAGUUAAAUGCAAUAAUUUGAAAUAAACCCAAUUUUAAAAUAAAA
Paramormyrops kingsleyae is the source of this 1617-nucleotide messenger RNA. RefSeq names its product ELOVL fatty acid elongase 1a (gene elovl1a). The record is from RefSeq and is a predicted model, not a curated record. Gene Ontology annotation, biological process: very long-chain fatty acid biosynthetic process; fatty acid elongation, saturated fatty acid; sphingolipid biosynthetic process. Gene Ontology annotation, cellular component: endoplasmic reticulum; endoplasmic reticulum membrane. NCBI's taxonomy places the organism in Eukaryota, Metazoa, Chordata, Actinopteri, Osteoglossiformes, Mormyridae. Gene Ontology annotation, molecular function: fatty acid elongase activity.